This is a messenger RNA of Loxodonta africana (African savanna elephant), 3043 nucleotides long. It is a transcript of the gene PRICKLE3, whose product is annotated as prickle planar cell polarity protein 3. The coding region runs from base 905 to 2908 and encodes 667 amino acids. Gene Ontology annotation, molecular function: zinc ion binding. The record is from RefSeq and is a predicted model, not a curated record. The transcript is spliced from 9 exons. NCBI's taxonomy places the organism in Eukaryota, Metazoa, Chordata, Mammalia, Proboscidea, Elephantidae.
UCAUUCCUGUCACACUUCCCGACUCCUCCCUGGGGCAAGGAAGGGCGGGAAGUGACUGGACUAUGUGUAAUGGUGGGAGGAGGAGGGUCCGCGGCGCCAUGAUUAAAGAUCCGGCUGACCACUGGCGCUCGCCGCCGUGCCUAAAUAGAGACCGGUCCCGAGCGCCGGAGUUUUAACUUCGGCCCGGAAAUCCCCUCCUCCCAGCCCGGAGGCACAGUAAAGCCUGAGAGCGCGGAGGAGGGACUCCCAGCUCUGGGACUAAACUCAGAGAACCGGAUACUGGAGUGGGAAAAAUGGGGGCAGUGAAGAGGAGUCUUUAAGAUCUUCUCCGGACUUAGGGGGCAUGACAGUUGAGGUUCUAAGGACAGGGAGAGGGCGGGGAAGAGGGCCUGGGAACUUGGCCGAUGACAUUAGCCCCUUCCCUAUAAUCUCAAAUAAUCUUGGUACUGGGAGGGGAAUGAGAGCGGGGAUAUAAAACCUAGUUUUGUGAUAAAGGCAAGGGAGCACCAAUUGGGGCUGAGGAUGGGGUUGGGGAUCAUUCUUGCAGCAUUCACCUGGGGGAAAGAGACCCUCAGAACAUCACCAAUGGGGAGGAGGCCAAGAGGUGUCUUUAACCCAUCACUCAGAUCCCCCAAAUAAACAUUCACGAUAAAUCGACACGAAGUGUCAAUAUAAAUACCCUAGUGCUCCACCCCUUCCAGUCAGGUCGCCGCCUCCAAGGCCCCCCCCGCCAUCCGUACACACUCUACCGAGUUCUCAAUCCUUAGAAAGCCCAGUGAGAAGACCCGCGGCACAUUGAGGUUCUGGGGCCUGUGUCUUCUGAUGCCCGGCUCUGGCCCGGGGCGGGAGGGAAGGGGGUUUUCAGGUAUCGCACUCCUGGGCUGCGUGCCUCUCACCUUUAGGCAUGGGGCGCCUUGGCUGGGGAGAGACAACAGGCCCGGGGGCGGGCCCUGCGAGGUGCGCUCCUCCCAAGCUGGUAUCAAGUUUACGGAACCGAGCUGCCCGGCCGGACGCGCCGUGGCCUGACAGACGCGAGGAUUCCAUUAGCCUGACCUGGUCUGGCCUGACCCUACCCGGGCGCGCCAUGUUCGUGCGUGGGUCCCGGAGGCGACGCUCCGGGCGCGCGCCUCCAGAAACAGAGGACCCAGACCGUGGCCAGCCCUGCAACUCCUGCAGGGAGCAGUGCCCUGGCUUUCUGCUGCAUGGCUGGAGAAAGAUCUGCCAGCACUGCAAAUGCCCGCGGGAGGAGCACGCGGUGCAUGCGGUGCCUGUGGACCUGGAACGCAUCAUGUGUCGGCUAAUUUCAGACUUCCGGCGCCACUCCAUCUCUGACGACGACUCAGGCUGUGCCUCUGAGGAGUAUGCGUGGGUGCCCCCGGGCCUCAAGCCUGAGCAGGUAUACCAAUUUUUCAGCUGCCUCCCAGAGGACAAGGUUCCCUAUAUCAACAGCUCUGGGGAGAAAUAUAGGAUCAAACAGCUGCUACACCAGCUGCCACCACACGACAGUGAGGCACAAUACUGCACAGCACUGGAAGAGGAGGAAAAGAAAGAGCUCAGGGCCUUCAGCCAGCAGCGGAAGCGAGAGAAUCUGGGACGUGGCACCGUGCGCAUCUUUCCAGUGACCAUCACUGGGGCCAUCUGUGAGGAGUGUGGGAAGCAGAUUGGAGGUGGGGACAUCGCAGUGUUUGCCAGCCGUGCAGGCCUGGGUGCCUGCUGGCACCCACAGUGCUUUGUGUGUACCACGUGCCGGGAGCUGCUUGUGGACCUCAUCUACUUCUACCAUGCUGGCAAGGUCUACUGUGGUCGCCACCAUGCUGAAUGCCUGCGCCCACGCUGCCAGGCCUGUGACGAGAUCAUCUUCUCCCCUGAGUGCACAGAGGCCGAAGGCCGGCACUGGCACAUGGGUCACUUCUGCUGCUUUGAGUGUGAAGCAUCACUAGGAGGGCAGCGCUAUGUCAUGCGUCAGAGCCGACCCCACUGCUGCACCUGCUACGAGGCCCGCCACGCGGAGUACUGUGAUGGCUGUGGGGAGCAUAUCGGCCUGGACCAGGGCCAAAUGGCUUACGAGGGCCAGCACUGGCACGCCUCAGACCGAUGCUUCUGCUGCAGUUGCUGCGGGCGGGCCCUUCUGGGCCUCCCCUUCCUGCCCCGCUGUGGGCUAAUAUUCUGCUCACGUGCCUGCAGCCUCCGGUCAGAGCCCACUGCUCCGGGGCCUGGCCGCCGCAGCUGGAGCGCAGGCACGGUCUCCACACCGCUCGCGGCCUCCACAGCCUCCUCUGCUGUCGAGGGGGCGUCGGAGACAGCAACCAAAGGCACCAGCACCAAGUCAGCGCCUGCUGCAGGUCCUGAGGAGCCCACCCGUUUCCUGCGAGGGGCCCCCUACCGCCACUCCAUGCCUGAGCUGGGGCUCCGAAGUGCCCCCGAGCCACCUCACCAGCCAGACCCGCGCCUGGAGGACAAUGCGUUUGGGCGCCAGAGUGCCCCGCGCGUCAGCUUCCGCGACCCUCUGGUGUCUGAGGGAGGCCCGCGGAGGACCCUGAGUGCGCCCCCAGCCCAACGCCGCAGGCCACGCAGUCCGCCGCCCCGGACCUCCAGCCACCGCCGCCGUCAACACCACCACCAUCACCGCCGCCUUCUGGUCAGACGUAGACACCAUCAGUGUGACUUAGAACCGGGGUCGGACUCAGGAUCUUGCUCCAGCUCACCCUCCAGCCCCAGUUCUGAGUCCUCAGAGGACGACGGCUUCUUCUUAGGGGAGCGCAUCCCACUACCCCCGCACCUGUGCAGACCUGUGUCGGCUCAGGAAUCUACAACUGAGACCGACAACUCCCCACCCCCACUGCCCCUCGGGGACCCACGCCCCUGGAUUCCCCGCCAGGCCCGAGACAAGAACUGUAUAGUGGCUUGAAAUUGAGGCAGUCCUGGGUGAGGGGGUCCAUUUUGAGUCAGUGCAGAUGAGGACCCCCAGCAUGACUCAUAAGCCCCCUUCCUUCCUCCCUUGUGUUUGCAUUAUUGAAAUAAUAAUUUAAUAUUUGUUGUAAAA